Vicia villosa (hairy vetch) is the source of this 828-nucleotide messenger RNA. Its product is annotated as protein MAIN-LIKE 2-like. Bases 1 to 828 code for a protein of 275 amino acids. The transcript has 3 exons. The record is from RefSeq and is a predicted model, not a curated record. NCBI's taxonomy places the organism in Eukaryota, Viridiplantae, Streptophyta, Magnoliopsida, Fabales, Fabaceae.
AUGCAGGUAGUGUCACAAGUUACAGAUGGAGUUGUCGUUCCUGCAGAUGUACCUGCUACACCAGUUCCAACAGAGGGGUCUUCUCCAUCUAUUCCAGUUGAGGGGGAUUCCGUGACUACUAAUUCAACACAGAGGCCUCAAGAUGAUGGUGAUAUUUCCUCACAGACGCCCUCCGCCCGCAGACGUCGUCGGUGCAGUUCUUCUUCUCCUAUGUGUGUGCCAGUGACGGCCGAUGCAGGAUUUCCAAUGCCACCUCAUGAGUUGCACGAGGAUGAUGAGGAGAUGGAUACCCAGAAGUUCUACAACCAUGGUCGGAAGAUUGCCGCUCUAGUGCAGCCUAACGAGGCGUGGUUCCAGGAUGUCCUCUCAGCUUUUGGGCUGAAGGACCUCUGUCAGGUCAGGUUCCACACGAUACAUAAUGGGAUGCUAAUGGCCUUUGUAGAGAGGUGGCAUCCAGAGACUUCGUCAUUCCAUCUUCAUCAUAGUGAGGUUAGCAUCACUCUUGAUGACGUCGCAUGGCUCCUACAAAUACCUAUCAGGGGUACCCUCCUUGGUCACGGUAGGUUGACGAAGGAGGAAGUGAGGGAGAUGCUGAUUGAAGAGCUCGCGGCUGAUCCUAAGUACGUCCUUGAGGAGGUUGAGAGGCUACACUGGCGUACAUCUAUCUGUUGGAUAUUACAACACUUUUCUAACAUUAUUGGCUGGGGAGAGGUACAAGACUACACUGAGGCUAUGUUGAGUGCUAGAGCCUUCGUCCCUCUCAGAGGGAACCAGGUACCGGAUCCUUAUAGACAUUAUCUUGACCGCAUGGUUGCAGAGGACGUCUGA